Molecule: messenger RNA, 762 nt
Organism: Salvia miltiorrhiza (redroot sage)
Lineage: Eukaryota; Viridiplantae; Streptophyta; Magnoliopsida; Lamiales; Lamiaceae
Exons: 1
Coding region: 1-762 (253 amino acids)
Source: RefSeq, a predicted model, not a curated record
AUGGGAGAGUGGUCUGAUGGAAUCUGGAGUUGGAAUUUGAACUGGAAACGCGAGUUGAGGGGGAGAGAACUGGAUCAGUUUUCUUCCCUUUCCUCGUUGAUCAACAGUUUUGAUAUUAUUGCAGGUAAACCAGGAGGAUGGAGGUGGAAAGCUGACCCAAAAGGCAUCUUCUCAGUCAAAGAAGCGUACCGUGCCGUUAGCAAAUCAACCGAAACCAAUUUCAACGAUGAGUGUGAUCUGAAAUUUCUUCAGAUUUGGAAAGCAAAAGCGCCGUUCAAGGCCAAAAUGACAGCGUGGAGACUCCUCAAAGGAAGAUUGGCAACUACCGACAAUCUCCUCCGAAGACAAGUGCAGCUGCCGAAUGAGGAACUGACCUGCAUCCUUUGCAAAGACCAGGCUGAAUCCAUUGACCAUCUUUUCUUCUCUUGCCAGAUGACAACUGAAGUCUGGAACUCUAUCCUCCUCUGGAUUGGUAAGCAUGCGGCCUUACACAUAAGAGCGAAAGAUCAUCUGCUUGCUUUUUCGAAUCUUGGAUCCAAAGCCGAUAACUUCCUUCUCACAAGUGUGUGGAUUUGUGUUAUUUGGAGUGUUUGGAAUUGGAGGAAUGAAGGCAAGUUUAACAAAGACAUUUGGAGUAAAGACAAAAUUCUGGCAGAGAUCAAGACGAGAGUUUGGGGGUGGAAAUCUGCCUUUUCUUUGACGACCUCUUCACCGGAUUUCAGAUCAUGGUUUGUUGGUGAUCAGAUUCUCGGUUGCUCAUGA